Solea solea (common sole) is the source of this 9333-nucleotide messenger RNA. RefSeq names its product myosin VIIAa (gene myo7aa). Gene Ontology annotation, molecular function: cytoskeletal motor activity; protein binding; ATP binding. The record is from RefSeq and is a predicted model, not a curated record. The transcript is spliced from 50 exons. The coding region runs from base 736 to 7380 and encodes 2214 amino acids. Lineage: Eukaryota; Metazoa; Chordata; Actinopteri; Pleuronectiformes; Soleidae. Gene Ontology annotation, cellular component: myosin complex; cytoskeleton.
CAAUAGUCCAGGUUUUUUGGGGUAGUAGCUGUUGAAUCCUCUUUAGUCCAACACUCACAAGCACUAAACAAUUGUAGGACCUAAAUCAGUGUGUGUGUGAGUGUGUGUGUGUGUGUGUGUGUGUGUUUUCAUUCCCAGUUAAUGCGUUGUUGAACUUGUCAGCCUUUCUGAUCAACUAAUCAACUCUGACAAGUCCUCCCCCACUGUGGAGGCCCAAAUGGGUCGAGCCAAUAGAACAGGCACACACUCACACUCACUCACACUCACACACACUCACUUACUCUCUCUCUCUCUCUCUCUCUCUCUCUCCCCUGUAAGUGUUUCUCUCCACACUGUUAAACUACAGAGUGUAUUUUAUUGACAGGUAGUGUGUGUUUGUGUGAAUUGAAACUGUGCUGCCACUGUAUCUCUCUCUCUCUCUCUCUCUCUCACACACACACACACACACAGAGAGAAGAAACACCAUGGACUGUUGUUAUGAUCAACCUGAAAACAUGUGUGGUUGUGGUUGAGGUGAUUGAAAGACGCUGAAAGAAGAAAUAGACAAGAAAAUGACUCUUACUGUUUUUUUUUAGCUUUUGGUUCAUUUUUACCACCAAGAAAAGUUAUUUAGUGUUGGAAGUGUAAUAUUUUGGGAAGAAGAUCCUUUUUUUUCUAUUUCUUUGUAAACUUUUUUUAGUGCUUCAUUUUGUUUUUUGUCGUUUUGACACUUGAAGAUACAACAUUUAAAGACACAUGUUGAACAUGGCAGCGAAAGUGAACAAGGAGCAAUGUGAUUGGCCGCUGGAGGGCUGCGAGGUGAAUGUGCAACGGCUCAGCCACAGAUACAACUUCCUCACCAAGGGCGACUAUGUCUGGUUGGAUUUGAAGAGUGGACGAGAGUUCGAGGUUCCAGUCGGAGCUGUGGUCAAACUCUGUGACUCGGGUCAGAUCCAGGUGUUGGACGAUGAGGGAAAUGAGCACUGGAUCUCCCCCCAAAAUGCCACUAACAUCAAGCCAAUGCACCCCACCUCCAUCCACGGGGUGGAGGACAUGAUCCGUCUUGGAGACCUGAAUGAAGCGGGAAUUCUGCGAAAUCUGCUCAUCAGAUACAGAGAGAAACUCAUCUAUACAAACUGCGGCGGUCGGACGUACACUGGCUCCAUCCUCGUGGCCGUCAACCCUUAUCAGCUGUUGCCUAUCUACACCGCCGACCAGAUCCGCCUCUACACCAACAAGAAGAUUGGGGAAAUGCCGCCCCACAUCUUUGCCAUCGCUGACAACUGUUACUUCAACAUGCAGAGGAACAACCGCGAUCAGUGUUGCAUCAUCAGCGGUGAGUCUGGAGCAGGGAAGACGGAGAGCACCAAACUCAUCCUUCAGUUCCUGGCAGCCAUCAGUGGACAACACUCCUGGAUAGAACAGCAGGUGCUGGAGGCCAACCCCAUACUGGAAGCCUUUGGCAACGCAAAAACAAUCCGCAAUGACAACUCGUCUCGUUUUGGGAAAUACAUCGACAUCCACUUCAACAAGAGAGGAGCCAUAGAAGGAGCGAAGAUAGAGCAGUACCUGCUGGAGAAAUCCAGAGUCUGCAGACAGGCCCAUGAUGAGAGGAACUACCACGUCUUCUACUGCAUGCUGAAAGGAAUGACUGCAGAUGAGAAGAAGAAGCUGGGGCUGAGCAAAGCCACAGACUACACGUACCUGACUAUAGGAAACUGCACAGUGUGUGACGGCCGAGAUGACCUGAAGGAAUACUCCAAUAUCCGCUCUGCCAUGAAGGUGUUAAUGUUCACAGACAAAGAGAACUGGGAGAUUACUAAAUUGCUGGCUGCUAUUUUACACAUGGGUAACCUCAGAUAUGAAGCUCGAACCUAUGACAACCUGGAUGCCUGUGAGGUCGUCCGCAGCCCUCACCUCACCACUGCUGCUACACUGCUGGAGGUGGACAGUAAGGACCUGAUGAACUGUCUCACCAGUCGGACUCUGAUCACCAGAGGAGAGACCGUCUCCACGCCGCUCAGCAUGGAACAAGCUCUGGAUGUGCGGGACGCUUUUGUCAAGGGUAUUUAUGGCCGCUUGUUCGUGUGGAUCGUGGAGAAGAUCAAUGCCGCUAUUUACAAACCUCCCUCCUCGCAUCCUAAAGUUCUGCGACGCUCCAUCGGACUGUUGGACAUCUUUGGCUUUGAGAACUUCACUGUCAACAGCUUCGAGCAGCUGUGCAUUAACUUCGCCAACGAGAACCUGCAGCAGUUCUUUGUGCGUCAUGUGUUCAAGCUUGAGCAGGAGGAGUACAACCUGGAACACAUCAACUGGCAGCACAUCGAGUUCACCGACAACCAGGACGCUCUGGACAUGAUCGCCAUCAAACCCAUGAACAUCAUCUCACUCAUUGAUGAGGAGAGCAAGUUCCCCAAGGGCACUGACACCACAAUGCUGAACAAGCUCAACUUUCAGCACAAAGUCAACACAAACUAUAUCCCUCCUAAGAACAACUAUGAGACGCAAUUUGGUAUCCAGCACUUUGCUGGAGUGGUUUUCUACGAAACAAGAGGUUUCCUAGAGAAGAACAGAGAUACUUUAUAUGGUGACAUUAUCCAGCUGGUUCACUCCUCCAAGAACAAGUUCAUCAAACAAAUCUUCCAGGCUGAUGUUGCCAUGGGAGCAGAGACCAGGAAGCGCUCGCCCACAUUGAGCAGUCAGUUUAAAAGAUCUCUUGAACUGCUGAUGAGGACGCUGAGUGUCUGUCAGCCGUUCUUUGUUCGCUGCAUCAAACCCAAUGAAUUCAAGAAGCCCAUGUUAUUUGACAGGGAGCUGUGCGUGCGUCAGCUGAGGUACUCCGGGAUGAUGGAGACCAUUCGUAUCCGACGUGCAGGAUAUCCCAUCCGCUACACGUUUGUGGAGUUUGUGGAUCGCUACCGUGUGCUCAUGCCUGGAGUCAAACCGGCAUACAAACAGGAGGACCUGAGGGGAACCUGUCAAAGAAUUGCUGAGGCGGUUCUUGGGCGAGAUGACGACUGGCAGAUGGGAAAAACCAAGAUCUUCCUCAAGGAUCACCAUGACAUGCUGUUGGAGAUCGAGAGAGACAAAGCCAUCACUGACAAGGUCAUCCUCAUCCAGAAGGUGGUUCGAGGUUUCAAGGACAGGUCCAACUUCCUGAGGAUGAGGAAGUCGGCCGUGUUCAUCCAAAAAACAUGGAGGGGAUACCAGUGUCGGAAGAACUAUGGAGCUAUGCGGGCAGGGUUCUCCCGCCUGCAGGCUCUGGUCCGUUCUAGGAAACUUUGCGCGUCGUAUCAUGUCGCCCGUCAGCGGAUCACGAGAUUCCAGGGUCGCUGUCGAGGAUACUUGGUGCGCCGGGCGUUCAGACAUCGACUGUGGGCAAUCAUCACCAUCCAGGCAUACACCAGAGGCAUGAUUGCUCGACGGCUUUACAAGAGGCUGAAGGGAGAGUACCGCAGGAGGCUGGAGGCUGAGAAGAUGCGUCUGGCUGAAGAGACCAAACUGAGGAACCAGAUGUCUGCGAAGAGAGCGAAGGCUGAGGCCGAACGCAAACACCAGGAGCGUCUGACCAAGCUGGCCAAAGAAGACGCUGAGCGAGAGAAGAAGGAGAAGGAGGAGGCUCGUAAGAAGAAGGAGUUGGUGGAGCAGAUGGAGAAGGCUCGCUUGGAGCCUGUCAAUGACUCGGACAUGGUGGACAAGAUGUUUGGCUUCCUGGGCACAACAAGCUCUUUCCCGGGUCAGGAGGGACAAGCCCCCGCUGGCUUUGAGGACCUGGAGCGAACACAUCAGGAGAUGGAGGUGGAGGAUCUGGACGAGGCUCUUCCUCUGCCUGAAGACGAUGAUGAAGAGGAUUUAUCUGAGUACAAGUUCGCCAAGUUUGCUGCCACCUACUUCCAGGGCACCACCACGCACACCUACGUCCGACGCCCCCUCAAACAGCCACUGCUCUUCCAUGACGACGAGGGAGACCAGCUGGCUGCUCUGGCGGUGUGGAUCACAGUGCUGAGGUUCAUGGGGGAUCUGCCGGAGCCCAAGUACCACACAGCCAUCAGCGACGGCAGCGAGAAAAUCCCUGUCAUGACCAAAAUCUACGAGACACUGGGAAAGAAGACGUACAAGAGGGAGCUGCAGGCAUUGCAGGGGGAGGGGGAGACGCCUCACGCCGACAGCCACAAGAAGAACAGUGUCCGACACAAACUUGUGUCUCUGACCCUGAAGAAGAAAUCCAAGAUCACUGAGGAGGUCACCAAGCGCCUCAAUGAUGGCGAGUACGGUCUCCACGGUAACAGCAUGUUGGAGGACAGGCCGACGUCCAACCUGGAGAAACUUCACUUCAUCAUUGGCAACGGGAUUCUGAGGCCAGCACUGAGGGAUGAGAUCUACUGUCAGAUCUGUAAGCAGCUGAGUCAGAACCCGUCUAAGAGUUCUCACGCUCGUGGCUGGAUCCUCAUCUCUCUGUGCGUCGGCUGCUUUGCUCCAUCAGACAAGUUUGUCAAGUACCUGAGGAACUUCAUCAGCAGCGGGCCACCGGGUUACGCUCCGUACUGUGAAGAGAGGCUGAGACGAACGUUUGUGAACGGAACAAGAACACAACCUCCAUCCUGGCUGGAGCUGCAGGCUACAAAGUCUAAGAAACCGAUCAUGCUGCCGGUGACGUUCAUGGACGGUACAACCAAAACUCUGCUGACCGACUCGGCCACCACAGCCAAAGAGCUGUGCAGUGCUCUGUCCGACAAAAUCAACCUGCAAGACCGCUUCGGCUUCUCCCUCUACAUCGCACUGUUUGACAAGGUCUCCUCGUUAGGCAGCGGGAAUGACCAUGUGAUGGAUGCCGUGUCGCAGUGCGAGCAGUAUGCAAAGGAGCAGGGAGCGCAGGAGAGGAACGCCCCCUGGAGGCUCUUCUUCAGGAAGGAGAUCUUCACGCCCUGGCAUUGUCCCUCCGAUGACCUGGUGGCCACCAACCUAAUCUACCAACAAAUCGUCAGGGGCGUCAAGUUUGGAGAGUAUCGCUGCGACAGGGAUGACCUGUCAGAGCUGGCCUCUCAGCAGUAUUACAUUGACUACGGUUCAGAGAUUCUUCUGGAGCGUCUGCUCAGCCUCAUCCCCUCUUACAUCCCAGACAGAGAGAUCAACCCUUCCAAAACGGUGGAAAAAUGGGCUCAUUUCAUCAUGGCUGCUCACAAAAAGGGAAUCUACACUCAGAACAGGUUUGACCCUCAGAAGGUGAAGGAGGAAGUGGUGGACUUCGCUCGACACAAGUGGCCACUGCUCUUCUCUCGUUUCUACGAAGCCUUUAAGUUCACAGGCCCCAGUUUGCCUAAAAACGACUUGAUCGUGGCUGUUAACUGGACUGGUGUUUAUUUUGUGGACGAGCAGGAGCAGGUCCUCUUAGAGCUCUCUUUCCCAGAAAUCACUGCAGUUUCCAGCAGUAGAGGAGGAAAGCUGCAGGGUCAGAGUUUCACUUUGGCAACCAUCAAAGGAGACGAGUACACUUUCACCUCCAACAAUGCAGAAGACAUCCGUGACCUGGUUGUGACUUUCCUGGAGGGACUGAGGAAGAGGUCCAAGUUUGUGGUUGCACUACAAGACAACCCCAACCCAACUGGGGAGGAGUCAACGUUCCUGAGCUUCCUGAAAGGCGACCUGAUCCUGUUGGACCAGGACACUGGCGAGCAGGUUCUUAACUCUGGUUGGGCACAUGGUGUCAACGAACGCACCAAUCAAAGAGGAGAUUUUCCAGCUGACUGCGUGUACGUCCUGCCCUCCAUGACUCGACCUCAGCCGGAAAUAGUGGCACUAGUAACCAUGACACCGGACCAGCGGCAGCAGUCAGUUCGUGUUUCGCAGCUCGUCAUGCCAGAGACUGACGGCAAAAUAAAACCCUACACACUGGAGGAGUUCUCUUACGACUACUUCCGGCCGCCUCCCAAACACACUCUGAGCAGAGUGAUGGUCACUAAGAAUCGUGGGAAGGACAAAAUGUGGACCUGCACCAGAGAGCCGCUCAAACAGCCGCUGCUGAAGAAGGUGGUGAACCAUGAGGAGCUGGCUCAGGAUGCCUGCAUGGCCUUCAUAGCUAUGAUGAAGUAUAUGGGUGACUAUCCGUCCAAGCGGACGCGAUCGGUCAAUGAGUUAACGGACCAGAUCUUUGAAGGAGCGCUGAAGGCCGAACCUCUGAAAGAUGAGAUCUACUGUCAGAUCAUCAAACAGCUCACUGACAACCACGUCAAGUACAGUGAGGAGAAAGGCUGGGAGCUGCUGUGGUUGUGUUCUGGUCUGUUUCCUCCCAGUAACGUGUUGCUGCCCCACAUUCAGCGUUUCCUCCAGUCCAAGAGGCACCACCCACUCUCUGCAGACUGUAUGCAGAGGCUGCACAAAGCUUUGCGUAAUGGAUCCAGGAAGUAUCCUCCUCAUUUGGUGGAAGUGGAGGCCAUCCAACAUAAGACUACACAGAUCUUCCAUAAAGUCUAUUUCCCCGAUGACACAGAUGAGGCGUUUGAGGUGGAGUCCAGCACCAAAGCAAAGGAUUUCUGCCUGAACAUUUCGACCCGGCUGCUGCUCAAAUCUCCUGAAGGCUUCAGCCUCUUUGUGAAGAUCUCAGACAAGGUGAUCAGUGUGCCAGAGGGAGAUUUCUUCUUUGACUUCGUCAGACAUUUGACAGACUGGAUCAAGAAAUCACGUCCAGCUAAAGACGGUAUCGUUCCCUCUUUGACCUAUCAAGUGUUCUUCAUGAAGAAGUUGUGGACAAGUACAGUUCCAGGGAAGGACUCCUUUGCCGACUCCAUCUUCCACUACUACCAGGAACUUCCUAAAUACCUGCGCGGUUACCACAAAUGUUCACGAGAAGAGGUUUUCCAGCUUGCGGCGCUCAUCUACCGUGUCAAGUUUGAAGAUGACAAGUCCCACUUUCCUUCAAUUCCGAAGAUGCUUCGGGAGCUGGUUCCCCAGGACCUCAUUCGUCAGAUGUCGCCAGAUGACUGGAAAAGGUCUGUGGUGGCAUACUUCAAUAAACAAGCUGGUAAAUCAAGGGAAGAGGCCAAGCUAAUGUUCCUGAAGAUCAUUUACAAAUGGCCGACCUUUGGCUCCGCCUUCUUUGAGGUCAAGCAAACCACAGAACCCAACUACCCAGAGAUCCUGCUGAUAGCCAUCAAUAAACAUGGAGUCAGUCUCAUUGAUCCAAAGACGAAGGACAUCGUAACUACACACCCUUUUACCAAGAUUUCCAACUGGAGCAGUGGGAACACCUACUUCCACAUCACCAUCGGCAACCUGGUCAGAGGAAGCAAACUGUUGUGUGAGACCUCACUGGGCUACAAGAUGGACGACCUGCUGACGUCUUACAUCAGUCAGAUGCUGACCACUAUGAACAAGCAGCGCUCCGGGCGCGGCCAAAGCAAGUGAACUUCUUACUGGCAGGAGGCCACUGAGCUCAUCCGGCUCCUGCGCCCUAUUGGCCAGCACUGCAGCUGGGGGCGGACCUUCGCCCACCAGUUGUGGUGGAUGAGCCGCAGUCCUUCUGCUAGCUCAGAAGGGUCAAAGAUCACCGGGGACAGUUCAGCUGCCAGCAGUGACGACCCCGGCGAAGGCCCCAGCAACCAUUACCACUACAACUAUAAAUAUAACUAUGACGAGGACGAGCCGUCCAGUGAGGACGACUACCUGUGACUCCCUGAAACUCCCUGAAACUCCCUGAACCCUGCUGUGGUUCUGCGGUGUGUGGAGUCAUUACUGCUGCCAUGGUUACAUCAAUAACCGUUCAAACUGAAGACACCUCAUCUUCACAUUCAGUGACUGUGGCUGCUGAAGUUCUUAUGACGGUAAAAUCCUUUAACCUAUUUAUUUACGGGAGUAAUGAUGAAGCUCUGGACUGAGUGAGAAGACACUUUGUGUCAAGAGAUUUUGGGCUUGACAUAAAGGCCCCGUAUACAUAAGAAUGAGUUUAGAGAACUUGCAAACAUUUUUAUUUGUAUGUAUCGUUUUUUAUCCACAUGUAAUUGGCGUUUUGUGAGCCCUAAAAUACUUUUUUAUGAAAAUGGGUCUCAGAGUAAAAUAAUCUCAAAUCACCACCUUUGCAUUUUCGUGUCUUCAACUAACAUACAACUUUGGGAAAACAAUGUCAUAGGCCAUCAUUCUAGCCUAACCCAGCUAACUUUAAGGUUUUCUGUGGCAGUGUUACAGCGCCAUACACUGGACUGGCAUAUAUACUACAUUGUCUUUGCAUAACAUGAAAGCAACAAUUGCAGAAGUUACUAAAAAGCCUUAAAUUGAAUUUGGCUGCUGUUGAAGGAACUGCCAUUACAUGAACAAAGUGAGCAGUGGGUGGUGCUGCAGGCGUCAGGAAGCUCAUCUAAUGACUGUAAUUGGUUCAAGUCUCAUUUCAAAUAUUGAAUUAUCUUUUAUGUUAAAUAAAUACAUGUAAUGAACAUUUAUGAGCCUUGCUGUCAAACUUGACCCAUUAAGACAACGUUUUAAAAUGUCUGAUUCAGGAAAGAACACACUGACCUGUGGCGCAGGUUGGCAAGGAUGUAAAAUGUCAGUGUUUUCAUCCAGCCAUCCAACAAUUUGUUUGUUUUCAUACGUGCGUUUGUAACGAGUAUUAGAUCAUGUGGGAUUAAGUUUAUCUAACCCUAAAUCACACUGAAGCUGUAGAUAUUUAGUUUUUCUUUUUUCCUCAUUGCUUCUGAAAACACUGACUAUUCUUUAAGUGUGUUAUUUCACAGUUUUUCUUCUUGGCUUGGAUACAAACAGUCAUUAUGUGAGACACAUUAAACACCUGUUCUGUUAUUUAUGGCCUAAAAUGUGUGUAAUUGUGAAUUGUUGGGAUUUGUAAUACUUAAUUCAUUGUUAAUGUUUACACCUCUUUGUGUUUGAUUUUUACAUUUCAUGCCUUGCAGUUACAACAUACAUAGAAACACAUUACCCAGCAUCCUGUGCAGUUUCAAACAUUCCUGUAGUUUUAUGGAAAUUCACCUCAACCCUCUUCAUCAUGAGGAAUGUACAACUGAGGUCACAAGAUAACUGUCAUUCAUAUCCAACACCAGAAACAUGAAACUGAAAAUCUUGUAGUUUGACCAUGAAUUAAGAUGUAUUUUGUUGAAAUAUGAUCACACUAACAGUGCAUUCUUUGUUAUGUUAUUGUUGUAUGUUAUUAUACAAAUGUCAUUUUUGAAGAAUUGUGCACUUACAACCCUGAGGUCUUGUUUUCUAUUGUUUAUAAGAAAUGAAAGAUAACAUUUUUAUGUUACACUUGAAGAAACUUACACAUCAAAGCAAAACUCAUGAACAUGACUUCAUGCUUUUAGGUGCAGUGAAACUAAUCAAUCACUUUAGAAGAAUAAAUAAAAUAAAAACAUA